AUGAAAAUUAUUUUAUACUUUUUUACUGCUUUUGCGUCAAUACAGGAGGAGGUUAUUGACAAAGUCUAUAAUGAAGUUAUAAAUUAUACCAGCAUACCGGAUUUUUCAAUUAACACUUCUGAAGAAGCUAUUCAUGUUGUCAUUAUUACUAAAGAUUAUAUUUUUAUUAAAUUUUUUGAAUUUCAAGUCGAACUUAAAACAGAAUUGAUCGCCAUUAAAGCCAGAAAUACAACUCUAUAUAAUUUGCAAGAAAAAUUAGUAGGAUUUAAAGGUCGUCUGUCCAAAAAAACUUUAAUAGUUAAUACGUCAUUGGCAACUUCUACAAUUACACCCAAAGAUGUAGAAGCAGUCUUUAGUAAAGGUUAUGAGAAAGUUAUUACAGGAUAUUAUAUACUGAAUGGGCCCAGAAUGUAUAGAGAAUCUAACUGUGUAGGCUUAAUACUCUGCCCAGAUGGACUAUCUAUACAAUUCCAUAAAUAUGAUAGAAAUAUUAUGAAUAUAUACAUUUUACCGGUAAAUCAAGAAAGUUUUAUUCACAAAAUUGUUUGUGAUUUUUUAGUGGAUCAUAAGUCAAUAUUUUUUACGGAUAAAAAGUUUACAAGCGAUUUUGUCUUACAAUCGUCUCUAUACCGCUUUUUAUUUAAUUAUAUUUACCAUUUAAAACAAUUUCGGGGUUUUAAUAGUUUUAUAUCAAUCAAUAAACAUUCUGUCACCUUAACUAUCAGUAGGAAGCCGUUGAGAGCAAUGAAGCUUACAGAAACAUGUUUUGAAUUUUUUGAUAAUAAAAAUGAUUUUGUCAUAAAAAAUAGUAAUAGAAGAAGAGGAGCAUGGACAGAAAUAUUUAGUUUUCUAGAGACCAUCGAGAAACUGAAAGUCAAUUCUGUUCAUUCGAUUACAUUUUUAUAUGAAAUAAUACGAUCUGACAAUGCUGCCUUCUUAUUCUUACUAACCAAUAUAGUAAAUAAUGAAAAUCCUUUGUACGGUUCAAUAAUAACUGUAAUAUUAUUCUUGCUAGGAUUGCACAAACGCGAAGAUUUAAAAUGUAUUUUAGAAGGAUCAAUUACUUUGUGCGAUAGAGCGAAGCUUGAUUUGGCAAGUUCUAUUUUUGUUAGUGAACUAAUGAAUUUUGACUUUCCAAAAAACUCACCACUUUUUUUAGUUUUCAAAUAUUUAAUAGUUGAAGCUGCAUGUCAAGAAAUAGAAAAUUUAGGUAAAGAAGGCAUUGUAAAAUUUAAAAAAUUUGAAUUUAUUCAAAAAUUGUGCGAUAUUUUUACCUUUUCUGAUAAAAAAAAUGUUUUUUUGAAUUGUUCCAAAAAACAGUACAGUUUAUUUUCAAAGUUUUUUUUCAAAGUGGACCCGUUACAUAACUUAGUAGAUAUAAUUUUUUACGUUUUGUAUGCUUUUAAUAAAUUUGUACUUAAAAAUGACAAAUUCUUUUUUUAUAGUAAUUGUUUUGUCGGUUAUACAGCAGACGCAGAAACCGUUAUUAGUGAACUGUUUAGAAGUUAUCUUACGAUGAAUAAAGAUUAA
Messenger RNA from Vairimorpha ceranae, 1530 nucleotides. RefSeq lists its product as hypothetical. The transcript has a single exon. NCBI's taxonomy places the organism in Eukaryota, Fungi, Microsporidia, Nosematidae. Bases 1 to 1530 code for a protein of 509 amino acids. The record is from RefSeq and is a predicted model, not a curated record.